AUGGCUGCUGCCAUUGAGCCCACAAGCUUUGAGGAGGAACAGCUUCCAAGUAAGAGAGGAACUAUGAUCUGGAAGCCCAGAAAAGGUAAGCCUGAACAAAACAAAGCAGAUAAAUGUUUGCUGAAGAAUGUUCCAAAUGGUCUUGAUAGUGAGUCUGAAGAAGGUGAAUUCUCUGAUAGCUCUCACAAUGAAAAUGAUGUCAGCGGCUCUCCUGUUGACUGCGUUCAUGUAAGUCCUGACCUAGAAGACUUGGGUGGUGAAGUCCCCAGUAUGCCCGAGGCUGCAACUUUUCCAGAGCUGCAAACUGCUUCUGUGUACGAGGUGGAGGACUGGGAUAAAGAAUUGGAGGAUGCUGAAUGUAAUCCUUACGAUGCUGGCGAUCUCCACUGUGGAAGCUUUCAGGAAAAUAAUCUUUUGGCCUCGUACUCAUGGCGAGAGGAUUCGUUUUACAACCCAGGCUGUCACCAUGCAGCUUGCCUUGCUUUUACACCACCGGUUAGAAUGACUGAGACUGGCCAGUUUGAUGAUGCUGAUGAAUGA
Pelecanus crispus (Dalmatian pelican) is the source of this 540-nucleotide messenger RNA. The record is from RefSeq and is a predicted model, not a curated record. NCBI's taxonomy places the organism in Eukaryota, Metazoa, Chordata, Aves, Pelecaniformes, Pelecanidae.